AAUAUCUCGAAAAGGUUGACGGGAAGGUAAAUAAACAACCCUCUACAAGUAAACACCAGCAAGAUGGCGGCCGAGCACCAAAACCGUUAUACAGAUAAACAGUUAGUUGAGAUCUCACAACUGGAGAAAGACCUCCAUAUUUGGCGUGACAUCAUCAUCCACGCUGACAGGGUUCUGCGAUGGGAGAAACCUGUCUAUCCCAUCAUCCUUUGCUCAUGUCUAACUGUUUUGUUCUGUAUUGUCAUGCUUCUGGUGUAUUGGUUGGAACCAUCUGUGUUGACGGGGGUGUCCACCCUCCUCCUGGUGUUAUGCUUGCUGGACUACCUUGUUCCCAACGUACUUCCCAAGUUCAUCAAGCCAAGCGAAUGGACAGAGGAACAGCAACAGCGCUAUCAUGAUAUAUGUGGCAGUCUAGUGCAGACCAAAGACUUCCUACUUGUGUGUAAGAACACCUUCUUCACCCUCAAGGAGGAGAAACCUAAGGUGUACUUCUUGUCGGUUAUGAGUGUGCUGGCAACUCUGGCAUGGGUGGGAAAUGCUGUGCACAAUCUACUGCUUACAUAUCUGUCAGUGUGCUUUGUGAGUCUUCUGCCCGGAAUGUUGCACCAUGGGAUACUACAGUACUACUAUCUGAUGCUGGUGAGACAACUGAAGGUGGUCGUAGAAAAAGUCCAGAAAGCCCGCCAGAAGAAGGACUGAAAAGGGAACACCACAAACUGCAGUUGUCUUGUCCUACGGGAGUAUUUAGAGUGACCUUGAGAUGUCCUUAGCGUGCUACGAGACUAGGUGGCAAACCCGGACAUUUUGUCGUGUGAACAUGGCAUUAUUGUGUAGCUUGUAAAGCACCGAAGUUGACUGGGUAUCUUGUUGUGCUAGAAAAACGUGCAUGGCUGUCAAAGUUUGCCUGUUUUCCGACCAGUCAAAGCUACAUGCCACAUGGGAAGUGGAGAUAUCGGCUG
This is a messenger RNA of Branchiostoma belcheri (Belcher's lancelet), 959 nucleotides long. RefSeq names its product ADP-ribosylation factor-like protein 6-interacting protein 1. Lineage: Eukaryota; Metazoa; Chordata; Leptocardii; Amphioxiformes; Branchiostomatidae. The transcript is spliced from 7 exons. The record is from RefSeq and is a predicted model, not a curated record. The coding region runs from base 64 to 699 and encodes 211 amino acids.